This is a messenger RNA of Dimorphilus gyrociliatus, 1018 nucleotides long. NCBI's taxonomy places the organism in Eukaryota, Metazoa, Annelida, Polychaeta, Dinophilidae. The record is from the annotation of a GenBank genome assembly.
GAUGUCCAGCCCGAAUUUAAAUAACGUAAUAUUAGCGGGAGCCUUAUUAGCAUUUUGUUCCAUCAUACUCGGCGGCAACGCCAAUUCGUUAGUGUCUCCAGUUGUUCAACUAAUCAUGUGCAAGUUCCAUAUCUGGACACUCUCUUUGGGAUUUUCAUUGGCCUUUGGCGCUAUGUUUAGUAAGACUUGGAGAGUUCAUAGGAUAUUUACAAACAAAAAGAUUCAAAGAAUGGUCAUUAAGGACUUUCAAUUAAUGGCGAUUGUUUGCGUCCUCGUCGGAUUGGACGUUCUCAUUCUCUCUAUUUGGCAGUUUACUGAUCCUCUGCAAAUUGUAUACGUCAAUAAGACUUUACAAGCAUUCCCAGAUCCGCACAACGACAACCAGAAUCUCAUACCCCAAAUUCGCUAUUGCGAAUCGAAACACAUGUGGUACUUUGCGGGGGCGAUCUACGCUAUUAAAGGCCUAAUUUUAGUAUUUGGGGCAUUUCUCGCCUUUGAAACUCGUAAAGUGACCGUACCAGCUUUAAACGAUUCAAAAUUUAUAGGAAUGAGUGUCUACAAUGUAGUCGUCCUUUGCCUAAUUGGAGUACCAAUUGCUCUGAUAUUGAAAGAAGAAAUUGAGGCUUCUUAUGUGCUCAUAUCGCUUUUUAUUAUGUUUGCAACUACUUUAACUAUCUGUUUAGUCUUUAUACCAAAGAUAGUAAAGAGAAAUCAUGAAUUCCAAUCGGGAGGAAUGUUAAGUAAGUCUUGCGACUCUUCCGCAGCUGCAAGAAGGGCGGAUAGGCACGGCCCAUUUACGUUUAAAUCAGAGGGUAACAGUGCUGUAUUAAGGGACGAAGUAUCUAAUUUGAAAAAUACACUUGAACAACGUGAACGUAGAAUAAAGGAAUUGGAAGAUAAAUUUAUUGGAAUUAACGGAAAAUCUCCAAUGUCGGAGGAGACAGAAUUUACGGGCGAUAUAGGAACAAAUCCCGGAUUAGAUGACAGCGAUGAUUGUUCGGAAAACGCUAUGUGUUAA